Messenger RNA from Orbicella faveolata, 1002 nucleotides. RefSeq lists its product as uncharacterized. The record is from RefSeq and is a predicted model, not a curated record. Gene Ontology annotation, molecular function: growth factor activity; cytokine activity. Gene Ontology annotation, cellular component: extracellular region. Lineage: Eukaryota; Metazoa; Cnidaria; Anthozoa; Scleractinia; Merulinidae.
AUGGCAAUGUUGACCUUCACUUUUCUUGUAGUAUGCGCUGUUUUGAGUUCCGCAAAUUUGGCUGAUAGUGGGAAUGACACAACCCUGUUAAACUAUGUCAAAGAACUUACAGAGGAUCUAGGUAUUUUACCAGCACACCAAAAUGUUCGGUUUACGUUUGACAAAGAUUUUUUUCGUCGAAACACUAACGCUAGCGACAAGACAAAGCUCACAGCAGUCUUUGAUACCUUUGCGAUCGACGUGGCCAGCACUUUCAAAGUCCAGUUGGCGUUCGUGAAAUUUCACAAUCAUAAGGUCAUUUACGAUCUUAACAUGGAAGAGGAAAGCGGGCUUAGCCAGGCGUGGAACACACGGGGCGUCCCUGAAAACACUACACGUACCACGGACUUGUACGAUAUUACUUGGAUUUUGGAGCAGUGGAAAGAACCAGAAGAUCAUGCAAAGUUGAAAGUUGACUUUAACAUCACACAGUCUGCGUGGAAACAACCUAGAGAAUUGGUUCUAAAAACUUGGAGCAAAGCUAUCAAAGGUCAAGCGUGGAAACAAUACGGACCUGUUUUCCUUCUUGCGUACUUCAAGGGCGUUUCCACGAAGAUAACGAGCCCACUUCACAGUGCUGUGAACGCGCACCAUUACAAACUUCGCAGUGGCGGUAGAAAACCAACUUGUAAACUUUACAGUUUCAGAGCGACCUUUGCUGAGUUAGGACUGUCCAAUGUAUUUGUGAUGCCAACAAAAACCAUUGACUUCUUUUCAUGCUAUGGUCAGUGUGACGUAACCGGCAGCGUGAACUCGCACCCAAGUUUUGUGUCAACACAUGCUUGGAUAUUGGAAAUUGCGAGAAGCAGGCUCUCUAAUCCAUCAAUUCAGAAAAUGUACUUAAAAUCAAAGUGCGUGCCAACUGCAUUACAAGGAAUGGACGUCUGGAGAAAGGAAGACGAUGGAAGUUUUACACUCCAACAUAUUCCAGACUUAACAGCAGCAGCCUGUGGCUGCCGCUAA